Molecule: messenger RNA, 393 nt
Organism: Aspergillus lentulus
Lineage: Eukaryota; Fungi; Ascomycota; Eurotiomycetes; Eurotiales; Aspergillaceae
Source: RefSeq, a predicted model, not a curated record
AUGGAACAGAGAGCAGUCAUCCAUGCUUAUCGGCAUCUCUACCGACAAGGCCUCAAGUUGAUCAAUUAUUCCGCUCCAUCUCGGCAUGUUCUACUUCGGACACUGCGAUCAGCCUUUCGCUCUUCACCCGCUCGUGAUUUCGAUCCAAAGAAGGUAGCCAAUACGUUGCGCUUCCUUCAGCGCGCAUCCGAUGUCGCCGGAUUGGAACACAAAAUUGUGAAGAACCUUCUGAUGGUCCGAUAUUGGGAGCAACCGCAGGUGAAGAAAGACGUGAAACUCUUAAGAGGACUAGGCAAUGAUCGAAAUGAAUUUGCCAUACGCAAAGAUGCCAAUGAGCAUUUCAAUCGCACACUGAUGCUACUGAAUGAAAGCUUGGGGACGUGUCUCAGGUGA